GAUACAGCAGCGGAAACGGGUGAGAAGUAGCUAGAAAACAAAAGAGAACACGCAGUCGUCCUCGCGAUUUGGUAUGCUCUUGCAGUGUUAUAGGAAUGCCCAAGGAAAAAUAUGACCCGCCGGAUCCCAGGCGGAUGUACACAAUUAUGUCCAGUGAGGAGGCAGCAAAUGGGAAGAAGUCAUACUGGGCUGAGCUGGAAAUCAGUGGCAGAGUAAGGAGUCUCAGCACAGCCCUGUGGUCUCUGACCCACCUCACUGCCCUGCACCUCAGUGACAACUCACUGUCACGCAUCCCGCCAGACAUUGCCAAACUACACAACCUGGUGUACCUGGAUCUCUCAUCCAAUAAGAUCAGGAGCCUGCCGGCAGAGCUCGGCAACAUGGUGUCUCUCAGGGAACUGCUUUUAAAUAACAACCAGUUGCGGGUUCUGCCAUUUGAAUUGGGGAAACUCUUUCAGUUACAAACACUGGGGUUGAAAGGAAACCCACUUGCACAAGAAAUUCUGAGCCUCUACCAGGAACCUGAUGGCACGCGGAGGCUGCUGAGCUACUUGUUAGACAAUCUGGCGGGGGCUAUAAAGCGCAUGCCAACAGAACAACCCCCACCCCGGUCGUGGAUUACACUCCAGGAAACUGAUCGAGCACGGCCCUCGGCAUUGUUCUCUGUGAUGUGCUACAAUGUGCUGUGUGAUAAGUAUGCCACACGUCAGCUAUAUGGCUAUUGUCCCACUUGGGCUCUAAACUGGGAGUACAGGAAAAAAUCCAUAAUGCAGGAGAUCAUGGGCUGCAAUGCAGACAUCAUCAGCUUGCAGGAAGUUGAGACAGAGCAGUACUACAAUUUCUUCUUGCCAGAGCUGAAGGAGCAAGGAUAUGACGGGUUCUUCAGUCCAAAGUCACGAGCCAGAACUAUGUCUGAGUCGGAUCGAAAGCACGUGGAUGGAUGUGCAAUUUUUUACAGGACAGAAAAGUUCAGUGCAGUGCAGAAGCACACAGUGGAGUUUAACCAGCUGGCCAUGGCUAACUCCGAGGGCUCAGAGGCUAUGCUGAACAGGGUGAUGACAAAGGAUAACAUUGGGGUAGCUGUACUGCUUGAGGUCCGCAAAGAGAUGAUGGAGCUCUCCUCUGGUAAGUCUCUCCAUGGCAUGGAAAAGCAGCUGCUCCUUGUAGCCAAUGCUCACAUGCACUGGGACCCAGAGUAUUCUGAUGUCAAGCUGGUCCAGACCAUGAUGUUCCUGUCAGAGGUGAAAAGCAUAGUGGAUAAGGCCACACGCAGCCUCAAGUUGUCCUCUGUUUCUGGCGAGACUAAUGCCAUUCCACUGGUGCUGUGCGCUGACCUCAACUCCUUGCCUGACUCGGGCGUAGUGGAGUACCUGAGUACUGGUGGAGUGGACUGCACACACAAGGACUUCAAGGAGCUCCGUUACAGCGACUGUCUGACCAAAUUCAAUUGCAAUGGCAAGAACAGCACGUCUAAUGGCAGGAUCACCCAUGGCUUCAAGUUAAAGACCGCCUAUGAGAACGGCCUGAUGCCUUAUACCAACUACACCUUCGAUUUUAAGGGUGUCAUCGACUAUAUUUUCUACUCGAAGCCUCACCUGAACGUGCUGGGUAUCUUGGGCCCUUUGGACCACCACUGGCUUGUAGAGAACAAUGUCAGCGGUUGCCCACAUCCACACAUCCCCUCUGACCACUUCUCCCUCUUUGCUCAGCUGGAGUUGCUCCUGCCCAACCUGCCCCCCCAGGUGAAUGGGCUCCAUCUGCCGACACGCAGGUAGUGAGACCCUGCCUAACCACCAGGGGGAGCCUCUCCCUCUCAACCCUCCUCCUUCCUCCCACUACCAGCUCUUCCCUCCACCAAACUGAAGGAGGAAGACAUAAAAACACAACCUGUAAAAUAUUCAUACAGUGAGGUCUGGCUGACAGGGAUUUCGUAUAAUGUUAUAGAUAUUCUAUAUUUUUCUUUUUUUUUUGUUUGUUUUGUUUUUAACUGCUCAAUUCAGUCCUGUUUGUGUACCAUAUUUUGUUUUUGGACUCCCCUUUGUUCUCAAGAUCCACCAACCCUACACACUUUGCUUCUGUCUUUUAAAAUGAGAAGGGAUGGUAGCUCAUUCAUAUUUGUCACUUAGGGCACUGUUUGGUUUAAGAGUGAGGGGGGGAUACUUUUUUUUAUUUUGGCUGAAGGAAAUGACUUUCCACUGAAGAGCUCCAUGGCUGAUGGUCUGCAUGUCUGUCUGUCCUGUAUAAACCUGAAACCAGCAAAGACAGCAGACUUGUCAGUCUCAAUACUCCAUCCUUUGCUUGUGCUAGUUAUCCCCUACAGUUUGGGCAGCCAGCUUACAUGAUUGGUUUUCUAGGAUACACACAUUUGUUGAGGCAGAUGUGUUGGGAUUAGAGCAGCUUUUUGCUGGUAGUUUAAGUAUCCCAGGAGGCGGAUGUAGCGCAGCUCGUAUGAGGUGAGAUUUCCUGCUGUCAUACUGUGGUGCUGAGGCCUUUUGUGUAGUCAUGGCCUCCCGUGGUGCUACAAGAUAGUCUACACCUCUGACCCUGGACCUGGUACUGCUACCAAAAUCCACAGAUGCCUAGAAAACAAGAAUCCCGAGCUUAGAUUUGAUGUUUCACACAGAUGGUGUGUAGUGCUGAAAAGCCACGAUGUGAAAAUUUGAUAGAUGCUACCAUCCUGUUUGCUGACAAUUUCACCCCAGCCUGUAUAGCUGUUAGGUUAGUCUUGUGCUUAGGAGCUCAUGUGGCCCAUGCGUCACCUUUUUUGUUUUUGUUUUGUUUUUUUUGACCAAGCGGUGAGGGGAUUUAGGCUGAUGGGCAAAGCGAUUGGGGAGUGGGGGGGCUAUUACCAGUAUUUGUCUUGAUUGCUUUUAGGGCAGGGACAGCGAGUAAUGGCCGAUACACAGGAAUAAAACCAGCAUUCCUCUCACUGUCAGGAGUUGCCAUCCAGCUCCCCACACACACACACACACACACACACACACACACACACACACACACACCACAUGUAAUUUGCAGGCAGAUCUGUAGCACUGAGGCCAGUAGUGACUUUCCCCAGCCAUAAAUUCCAUACACAAAGCCGUGGGUUUUUUUUCACAAGUGUUUGUACAGAAUAGAAAUCUAGACUCAGUCUUUACAUGAUUGUAUAUGAACCACAAAAGACCUGUUUUCUGGCGUUUUUUGUACGAAGAGUAAAUUAUGAUCAGUAAAUUAUGAUCAGAAAAAAAAGAUUGUAUUGUAAACUAAGGCUAAAUUUUUAUCCAGUUAAUGUUGAGAUGAAUUGAUAUUACCAGCUUGUACAAAAGACGUAAGAAGAGAUUGUUCAAGGCGUUCGCUGUCACAACUUUGCACUUCCUUGAGAUUAACUGUAAUUAAUGCAUCAGUAUAUUUUUCCCCUUUCUCGCUGCAGUUUUUUUUAAUGAUUUGCUGGCAUUUGCUGAUAUGUAAAUAGACACUGAGUAAACUGUUGCUUCUUGCCCAUUAACAAAGCCAUUGAUCCACACCGCUGCCAUCACUUCUGACAAAAGGACGCGCAAGUAUGAGUUACAUCUGUUCAUUUCUAUAACUUGCUCAAUAGUGAUGUAACUGGCAAAACCUAUAUAAACCCCACAUAUAUGUACAUUGUGCCUCACUGUAGCAGUUGACGUUGUCUUGCACUAUUUACAUGCGACGAACGCCUGAACAACCUUUUCUCCUUUUAUUUUUAAAUACUGUUGAGACAUUUGUGAAGAUUUUAUGUCCUUUUUGGUUUUUGUUAAUGUUUAUUUUCCUUUUUUUAUGAGCUGUGACAAUGUUAUGAUGAUGUGUAUAUCCUUGCUAUUCAUUAAGCUCUCUAGUAAUCAGGUAUGCUUUCACUACCAACCCUUUCUCCUUUUCUUAGGAACAUGAGUAGGGUUUCCUGUCUUUAUAAAUCCACUCAUGUUUUGCUCUCUUUUUACACAGCUCCAUGCCCCCAGAAACGCACAGCCCCUAGCUUUCCCCUGCCCGGCCACAGAUUUAAACCUCCCUAAGCCUGUCCAUCAACCUAACACCUCUCACCCUAAACUGCCCAUCUUGGACUUUAACCUCUCGACUAUCUUACACAAGCUGCAUCUUUUAAUCCCCUUUGCUCAACCACUUUGUAUAGUUUUCCUACCCUUGUUACUGCAGCUAUAGUGCCAUUUGUGGACCUGCCCCUCCCUCUAUAAUUUGGAAAGGGUUGAAGGUCCUCCUUUCUCUGCGAUUGGAUAAACAAGGGAUGAGGGUCAGCAGACUUAGGAUGGGCUAACCUGUUGCUUAUGAAUUUGAUACAUCUUUUUAAAAAAUGAAUUAAAUCUGUCACAAGCAAGAUGGCUACUUAAACAGUCAUGCUUUUAUACAGAUGAGAAGCACUUAGUAGGGUCAUAUGCAGCUUCCCUCACUCCCUUCCCUGUUGUAUUUGUAGUAAAGAUCUCAUUACUUUAAAUGCAUUGAAAUUCAGGUUUUAAAGUGAGAGGGAAGCACCUAAAUAAGAAGAAUAAAUUUGGUCCCCAUCUUUUUUUCUUUUUAAUUUUUUUUUUAAUGCAUGUUUUUUUUUUUUCUUCUUUCCUGAAUGGCAUUAGUAUUGUAGUUGUUCAAGGGGUAGCUUUUUUUUUUUUUUUUAUUUUUUUUUUUUUUGUAAAGUGUGAAUAAAAGAUGUAUCUCAUGUUUCCUUUCUAAACAGAUUGAAUUGUGUUUGUUGAUGUGUAAAUCAUGAAUUCUACGAUGGUGUUAUGUUUGCUACGUUGUUUUUACUUAAACUCAAUUCUUUCCCCGUUCGGCUCAUCCCAUCACAAACCAAAUCCUCUGUAGAAAUCAUGAGACGUAGUCUUUGAUGGGUUGAUCAGAAGUUGAAUGUUCUGGAUAAUACCUCCCACAGUGAAGGAUGGAGAGCUUACUGGUGGGGGUAAAAGGAAAAACAAAUCCCUGCAUCAUUGGUAACAGCACGACUUUGAGUGCAGGGAUAUGCAGUUUUAAUUUUUUCUUCUUAUUAUUUUACAUUUCAGCUUUAUUUUGGAUCUUGCAUGGCACUAGCAGGAGAGUGCUAGUGCUUGUAGGUUAGGGCAGCAGAGCUGUCUUCUAGUGGCUGCAGUUCAGUACAAAAAAACAUUUUAUUUUUUAUUUUUCUUUCUGUCUUUCGAUUAUUUUGUGAGAGGUGUAAAAUGAUGUGCCGCUAGACUGGUACUGUGAUGAUUUGAGUACUACUAGUCAAUCUCAUUCUGUUCUCGUGCAUCACAGUGGUUAAAUCUGUCAAACUAGUUAGCUACUAUUGACAAAAACGUCCUCUUCAUCAUUUCUCGUUAAACCACAGAUGGCGUCGGACUGAAUCUUGUCAAAUCAAAGCUGAGUUGUGACAACCUGUAAGCCCCAGUGACUAAUCACUUUUUUGGCUUUUCCUUUUUCUUCCUUACAUCGUUUCAUUUUUAGGUGUAAAGAGGUUUUAAGUUGUAAUUUUUUUUUUUUUUCUAACCUUCUCCCCAGGCUGCGUCUCUUUGCAUGGGUGCACACCAAAGCUGCUCGUAGUUCAGUUCUCCAGUCCAGUUCAGGGUUUUGUUAUGGUGUUUUUUUUUUUUUAAUUUUUUUUAUAUUAAAUCCAGCUCAUAGUUUUCAUGAAAUGUAGGGCUGUAAGGAAAACGAAGCACUUUUGUCCUUUUCCUGAACCGCAUAUUCACCCGUUUUCAGUUUGAGUUCUCAACCUGACGGCUCUUUUCAGAUGCAUCCCCUUCUUUUUUUUCUUUUUCUUUUUUUUUGGUCCUAAAAACUUGGCAAUAAUACCCAGAAACAUUCACACAUUCAGAUUUUCUUUAGAUGUUUACCUGGAAUAUGUAGCUAUUUCAUCUUUCAGUGUGAUUGUUUAAUUAUUUUUAAAACUCCCAUCUUUACCCUUCCAGGUUACCUGAACAGCAUUUUUUUUUCUUCCUCCUAUCAUCCAUCUUGUAUAUUUACUCAUCUCCUUCUCCCUGCCAAUUUAGUGGUAGUUGUUCAAUGAUCAGGAUUGUCUAUCUGUAGUCAGCUGAGUACAUAUAUUGAUCUGUGUCACUGUGUUUAUGCACUGGACCAACUAUUGUUUACCAUUCAUGAAAUACCAGCAAAAAAAAGGAGAAAAGAAGAAGACAAAAACACUUGCACAAUGUUGUAGAAUGUCCAUUAACCCAGAUGAGAAAUCAAGGCAGCUGUUUUCAAAUCAACACAUACUGUUUUAAAAUGAAACUGAAUGGUAAACAAUGCUUUCCGUUGUACCCCCUUAGCCGUCCUCUCAAUUCUCUUUGGUCUAGUUUUUAUUAUUUUUGGUUUCUUAUAUUAUUUUUUCUUUGACUACAGGUUCUGCUCGUUUCCUUUACACCUAGCUAUGUAUUUUCCUACUUCUGGUUGAAAAUAAAUUCUGUAUUAUCUGUUUCAA
Molecule: messenger RNA, 6397 nt
Organism: Maylandia zebra (zebra mbuna)
Lineage: Eukaryota; Metazoa; Chordata; Actinopteri; Cichliformes; Cichlidae
Gene: cnot6a
Product: CCR4-NOT transcription complex, subunit 6a
Molecular function (GO): protein binding; 3'-5'-RNA exonuclease activity
Source: RefSeq, a predicted model, not a curated record